Messenger RNA from Styela clava, 4649 nucleotides. The record is from RefSeq and is a predicted model, not a curated record. Lineage: Eukaryota; Metazoa; Chordata; Ascidiacea; Stolidobranchia; Styelidae.
UUGGUUCUGAAGAAUUUCAUGCUCACAGGAUCAUAUAGAUAAAAUUUUAUAUGUUAACGUUUUCAAGUAGAUGGAUAUUACUUAUUAUUACCUGAUGACUUCCUGAUGGAGUCUACUUCCUCACAAAGGUCCAAUGAGGUGAACUCAGGGUCACAGAGGUCAACCAUCACAAGUAGUGGUUCUUCGAUGCAAUCACAAACUUUUUGUCCAGUGUGCCAGUUCCCUCUCAAAACUUUGAAGAUUGCAACGCCCUCAAAACAUAUCACAAAAUGUAAGAAGAGAAAUGCGAAACCAAAAAGAGACUGUCCGAACGGAAUAGACUGCAUUUCAACCAUGGAAUCUCAUUAUCAAAUAUACUCUCAUACAAAUCUUCAAGAAUAUCGGGACGACCCUGAACGCUCUCUAGCACCAUCUAACACUUCUAUGAGCAGUAUUGAUAGACUCUUUGAAUCAUUACAUGGCCGCACCCCGAAGAAAGAAGUAAAACUAGAAAUAAGUGCAAAUGAAAAUCAUUCCCCGUUUAUUCGACCAUUUAUCGAUUUAACAGACAGUCCAUCUUCUUCAGAAGAGUUUAAAAACACUCAAAAUUUGUCAAAAAAAAGUCGAAAAGAUUUGUCAAGUUUUUUUAAAAACGUAACGGUUUCUCCUCUUGUGAGUUCAAAUGCUACAAACACUGUUAUAUCUCAAAAAUCCUCAAUUCUAGGGAAACACAAGGCAAAGGAGACAGAACUGUUUAUCAUUUCUAAACCUAAGAAAUCAAAAAAUAUAACUUCUGAAAUACAUGGAGUGUUUUCUAGUCAAAAAGUAUCAGCUUCUACGCAAACUACACAAAAAUUAAAAUCUUCUUUGAAUAUUAACAAUUCUUUGGCAAUUAAACAAGAAAAAUUGAAACGUACUCCUCGAAAAAAUUCGAACGUGAAUGUUAAACCUCCGCUCGGUGCAAAUCCAUGGACGAUAACUGCGAGUCAGGUUGAAAAACGCCGUGAAACGAAAGAAAUUGAAAUUAUCGACUUAACGGAUGAUUGCGGUGAAGAAACGAGUCAAGAAACAAUAUCAAGUUUAUGUCGAAGUCCUCAAAAAAAUUCUGAACAAUUGACCGUCGAUGCAACUCCGAAAAAAUUGCGUUCUUCUCCUUUUGUACAAACGUCGACUUUUGAAAAAGAUAAGACACUAGAUGGUGCUAUUUUAUCAAAAACAUGGUCAUCAAAUAUAAAAGCAGAACCUUUAACCCCAAGUCAACAAACUAGGAUUGGUAAAAAAACUCUUUUCCAAAGCCAGAAUAAUUCAAAAGAAACGUUCAUGAGUAAAAUGUGUAAAAAAUACCCGGUAAUUAAAAUAGAAAGAGUAUCAAAUAAAAGACCGGAACAAAAUCCGACAAACUCUGACAGUUCAAUUUAUUCCGGUGGGAAAAUUAAAACCAAUUCUGACAGCGAAAAAUUUUCUUUUCUACCUGAAGAAGAUCAAGAUAUUCCGAUACAGUCUACCCAAAUUCCAAAUUCAAUUAAAAAAAGUCAAACUGGUUUUUCUUCCACACUAGACACUCAAGACAGUGAGGACUGGGUAAUCCCCCUCCCUCGAGGACCAGGAUUCGUGCCAGUCAGCCCUAUCCAGUUUGACAAAAGUGGAAAUUUUAUGCCUUUCAUCAGUCUUACUAAUUUGAGUAAAAAUAUGCUGAGCUCAGCAAAAUCUUCCCAGGAGUGCUCUGCUGAAGGUAAAAAUCCUAGUAUUAUUUUAGACCAAAAUUCAAAUUUAUUCAACAUGAGACGCUUGGAUGAUAAAGCUGGUAAUUCUGUGGCAGAAUCGAACAGUAGUUAUGGUAAUAGUAAAAAUUCUGCAAUCAAAAAUAAAAAUGAUGCUGUAUUGGAAGGCAAGCAUUCUGAGAAAAGUUAUACAGCUGAAAGUUCAAAUCCGGAUAAUCAGAAUGGGACUGAACUUAGAGAACAACCACUAGGGGGUAUUACUUCAAAUUUAUCUAAUGAAAGAUUUGUAAAGGAUCAAUGUAUUAUUAUCAAUUCAAGCCUUGAAGAUGAAAAUUCCACUUCCGAUGCUCAAAAUGGGGAAAUUUGUGACAAAAAAACUGCUGAUUUUCCGAAAAAAUCUUCAACGUUUUUGGGAGACAAUUCUGGCUCAGAUACCAAGCUUGAUAGCAAUCCAGAUAUAACAACUAGCAAAUUUUUAGCGGGAAAUAACGUAGAAAAUAAUUCAAAAUGUGGAAAUUGUUCAAAUGAGGAAGAUAUAAUGGAGUCCUCAAUGCUACAAGGACUCUCACAUUGUCAAACAUUACCAUUUUUGAGCCCUGUAUCCUUGAAAGUGAAACGCUUGGAUGAACACAUCGAUCUGAAAGGGAAAAAUGACAUUGAUCCAAAAAGUAAUAAUCAUUGUUGCAGGAAGAACAGUGAUCCAGGAAGUGGGGUUAAACGUUAUAAAUCAGGAAGUAAUAAUAAUGAAAAAACUGAUAAUUUCAGUAAAACAGCUACACAGUGUUCAAAAAAAGCCAAAAAUAUCACAAAUUUUUAUGUUUUCGACAAACCUGGCACAUCUUAUGAUGCAAUUGACGAUGGUAAACCGUCUACAAGACACUGUAGCAGUGCAAAUACUGAAUUUUCCAACAAAACUAGUGAUUGUAAUGAAACUAUUCCAGGAAGUUUGAAAAAGGCUAAAAUAAAACCCCAGGAUGUAACAAACUUGAACAAGUAUGGCACAUCGUGUCAUAUUAAUGAUGAUGAUAAAUCCUCUACAAGUGGUUUGAGUAGUUUUUCAAAUUCAUCGCCAAAAAAUAAAAAUAAUUUUCCGUCUAACGUAAACGGUUUACGUAAAGUUAAAGUUACACCCAUACGUGCCAGUUGGAGUAAAAUUGGCCCUCAAAGUGGAUCAGGUUUAUCAACAAUGGAUAGAACAUUCGAUAAAGGUCCAUUAAAUGGGAUUAAUGAAGCUCCAACAUUUGACGGUGAAAAUCAGAAUGGGAAUCUAGAUACUGGAAAUUCAGAGAAUCUAAAAUCUUCUAAAAAACUUUUACAAAAAGGGGAUGAUACUUUGUCAAGUUCUAGCAUAAAUUUUUCGCUUCAAAAUUGGUUAAAUUCGUCAAAAAAGAGCAAAAAACAGGGAGAUAUCGGUUCAAUGAUGUUUGGUUUAAAACCAAAGCUUCAAGAAAUCGUAAAAAAGGAAAAUCCUAACGGUUCGCGGAAAAAUGAAACGAAAACUGGUGGAAAUGGAUUCUAUAGAAGUAACAAGUCACGGAAGUGUCCAUUUUAUAAGAUUGUUUCUGGUACCGACAUUGCUGUAGAUGCAUUCAGUUACGGAGUGGUGGAAGGAGUCCAGUUUUAUUUUUUGUCACAUUUCCACUCAGACCACUACAUGGGAUUAACAAAAAAGUAUUGGAGGCAUAAAGUGUUUUGCAGCCAGGUCACAGGCAAUCUUGUGGCUCAGAAAAUCAGAUUGUCUGAAGAACUUAUAGUCAGGUUGCCAAUGGGGGAAGAGAAUGAAGUUGGCCAGGUUAAAGUGACGUUGUUGGAGGCAAACCAUUGUCCUGGAGCUGUUUUAUUUCUCUUUAAACUUCGGAACAAUCGGGUCAUUCUUCACACAGGAGAUUUCAGAGCCCAGGAGGAAAUGGAACAAUAUAAUGCUCUACAAGGAAUCAGAGUUGAUACCUUAUAUCUUGACACAACAUAUUUGAACCCAGAAUAUCGAUUUCCAUUGCAACGUGAUGUCAUCAAUACGGCUGUUACUAUAGCAACAACAGAGAUAAAAGAUUGCCCUAAAACUUUGUUCGUUGUCGGAACUUAUUUGAUUGGGAAAGAAAGGAUAUUUGCUGCUGUCGCAAAUGCCAUCGGAAGUCAAGCUUUCGUUGUACAGGAUAAAUUCCGCACAAUCCAAUGUCUACAAGAUGAUACUUUAUCAAAGUUGGUGACACGAGAUGCAACCGAAGCUAACGUUCAUGUGAUACCAAUGAGGCAGCUUUCUGUGGAGGACCUCAAAUCACGUCUCUGUCAGUACAGACAAUAUGAGCAACUUGUGGCUUUCAAACCUACAGGUUGGACUCAUGAUAACAAACAUCCCGGUUUGAACCGGAUAAAACCUGUUGUGUCCGGUCCUGUCAAGAUUUAUGGAUUGCCUUAUAGUGAACACAGCAGUUUUGAAGACCUUCACAGAUUCGUGAAAUUUCUUCGACCGACCAAAAUUAUUCCGACGGUCAACGUGGGAAAGAAGGAAAUGCGGGAAGAAAUGAAUUAUUAUCUGGAUAAGUGGAAACUAGGACUCGAUCCUUGAUAAAUUUUUGUCCACCUCAUUUGAACUUCCAUUUUUCCUUGACAGUGUUGACUUGAAUUGGUUCGUUCAACCGCUAUCCACUGCCAUCCAUUCUGCCUACUUCUAUCUAUGGCUCUUAUAUCUGCUUUCAUAUUCUCCUAUCGACUGCUAUCCACUAUCAUAUCUACUUCUAUCUGUCCCCAUAUGGUAUUAUCUUCUUCCUCACUGUCUUAUCUUCUGUUAUCUGCUUUCAUAUUCUCUAAUCUACUGCUAUCCACAGCUAUAUUGUAUUGCCUUAAUUACUACUACCUAGAGUCCUAAUGUUUUAUCUACUACCACACUGUCUUAUCUCCCAUAAUUCUGCUCUAUCUGCUGCAAAGAUAAAUGUGUUAUCUACUACUACC